AAGCCAGCUUAACUUGAAGCUCUCUACCCCUAGGAAGCGAAAAUGUUAUUGUUAUUUUCUCGUCACUGUUUGGCCAAAUUAAGCAAAAUUUGUGUAGUCAUGACUCCUUCCUAAAAUGUGAUUGGUUCUUGUCCGUUGUUGGAUCCACGUAGCAGCACUACCGUGUAAACUAAAACAUUGUAAUUUUACUUGGGGCGUGCAGCCGUGUCGUGAAAAUACCUCAAGAUGGACGCCGGAGUCAAAAUUGCACUCUUGUUGAAAUUGUUCCUCGGAGUUGGUUUAGUUGUUGGAGAUUGUGACUCUCCGAUGGGAAUGGAAAAUAAUCAAAUCCCAAACUCCGCAUUAUCAGCUGCCUCAGUGUAUGCCAAUAGCCCAUCUUAUGCAGCCAGUCAAGGAAGGCUUAACAAACCCACUUCGUACAUUGCCGCAGCCAACAACAAGGGGCAGUGGGUUGAGGUGGACUUUGGACAUGGAAAGGUGGCUAAAGUGACCAAAAUCGGAACUCAGGGCCGCUAUCAUGUAUCACAGUGGGUGACCGAGUACAUGGUGUCGUACAGCAUAGAUGGGGGAUAUUUUCAGUUUCAGCUACUCAAGCAUUACAAUGAACCACGGAAAUAUGUCGCUAACAAGGACUACACCCAUGAAGUAAUCAAUACCUUGGAGGAGCCAAUUAUUGCUCGCAUUAUUCGAAUUCAUCCAGUUGCGUGGUACAGUCAUAUCUCCAUGAGGUUUGAAUUGUAUGGAUGCUAUUCAGGUUUUUCAACUCCUAAGCCUCCCACUUGCAUGGCUGGUCUGGGAAUGGAAAAUGACAAAAUUCCUGAUUCUGCGAUAACGGCAUCUAGCGUGUAUGGCAGCUACCGAGCUGAUCAGGGUCGGCUUUACAAUCAGGGCGGCUCUCGCGGCUCUGGAAGCUGGCUAGCGGGUACAAACAACUAUAACCAAUGGUUUCAAGUUGCGCUUGGAGACUGGACCAAAGUCACAAGGGUAUGCACCCAGGGGAGACUAAACGGAGGUAACUGGGUUACAAAGUACAAGCUCGCUUACGGUUACGAUGGUGUGUUUUACAAGGAAUAUAAAGAAGAAGGAGAGGACGCCAAGGUACGUGUUUAUUGUAUUGAGUUAACAGUUUCAGAGAGAAAACUUCCUCACAAGAGGGAAUAAACUUUCUAUGUUCUUGAUGACCAUCUAGUCCCUACAAUCUGUUAUUUACGCUUGCUGACUGAUAAGAGGACAUUGUAGGACGUCAUCGCGCCAUGGCAGGUGUGAGUGAGCUUAGAGAGUUAAUAAUUUUAAAAUAACUAGGACUCGAAGAUCUGGAGAAAAAAAAACAUACAGACCGACAGCUAUAUGUUGAUACUUCGAAAAGGAAAGGUAGGUUCGGAUUUGGAGUGCACAUGUAGACUGAAAAGAACAAUGCUCUCGUGAGUUUUGAUUGCGGAUUAAUCCUGUAUAUCACUAGUUUGGCUGUACAUCGAGCCUCUUUAUCAUAAAGUCUGUUGCUUUCUUUUCCUGUAUGAGAAAUCAAGUUCUGGAUUGUUUAUUUCAAGUCCGGUCCUCUCAAAUCAUUUCUUUCUUUGCUUUAAAUAACUCAAAACAAAUCAGUUCACUUCAUAAACUUCGAACGCGGAAUAAAACAAUAGCAAUCGAUCUCGUGGUAUUAUGACCACCUUGCUAGUCGUAUACAUAUCGUUACUUGUCAUAUAAAAUACUACCAAUCAGAAUACUGGAAAACCGAUGUAUAU
Messenger RNA from Orbicella faveolata, 1742 nucleotides. RefSeq lists its product as uncharacterized. Lineage: Eukaryota; Metazoa; Cnidaria; Anthozoa; Scleractinia; Merulinidae. The record is from RefSeq and is a predicted model, not a curated record.